AUGUCAGCAAGCACGGAUACCAACCCUGUGGAAGCACCUCGCCAGGGCCAGCUUCAGGGCAAGGUUGCUUUGGUAACAGGAGCGGGCAUGGGGUUUGGAUCGGCCAUUACCAAAAAGUUCCACCGAGAAGGCGCCAAAAUUGUCGCUGUGGACAUCAGCCCUGCACUCUCGGACAGCGUGGUCGAGGCUUACCCGGACGGCAGCGUCGUGCCCGUCAUCGGCGACGUCUCCAAGAUAGACACGUGGAACAAGGCCCUUGAGGCGGCCUUGGACAAAUUCGGCAAGCUCGACAUCGUCGUCAACAAUGCCGGAGUCAUCUACGACAACACGCCGAGCCACGAGGUCGAGGAGGAAGAAUUCGACCGUCUCAUGCGCAUCAACGUCAAGUCCCUCUUCUGGAGCUGCAAGGUCAUUGUCCCGUAUCUCCAGAAACGCGGAGAAGGCGGCAACUUUGUCAACCUGUCGAGCACGGGGGCCUCGAGACCGAGACCCGGUGUGACAUGGUAUUCUACGACCAAGGGCGCUGUGAGCAUAAUGACCAAGAGCUUGGGUGUGGAAUACGCCCCCAACAAGAUCCGAUUCAAUGCCAUCCUCCCCGCCCUGGGAGAAACUGCAAUGUGA
Messenger RNA from Fonsecaea pedrosoi CBS 271.37, 621 nucleotides. RefSeq lists its product as uncharacterized. The transcript has 2 exons. The coding region runs from base 1 to 621 and encodes 206 amino acids. Gene Ontology annotation, molecular function: oxidoreductase activity. The record is from RefSeq and is a predicted model, not a curated record. NCBI's taxonomy places the organism in Eukaryota, Fungi, Ascomycota, Eurotiomycetes, Chaetothyriales, Herpotrichiellaceae.